AUGAGACUGAACUGUCAGCAGCUCUGUUCCGCUGGGGAACCAACACGCCACUCUAGAAGAUACAGAAGCAAAAGGGAGGCUUUUGCGCGAAAAAAAAAUACAAGGAAACAGGUUGGAAAGGGAAAAACCACCAUCGACCUACUGGAUCAAAGGCCUGCUUUUACGUUAGGGAGAGAAGACUGGUGCAGGUUUAACCUGAGGGCCACCAUGCCUCGGGUGAGGGAAGAAAUUGCUAUCAAAUUUCAUGAAGAAUAAAAUUAACCUGUAGAGGUUUACCAUUCUACUGAGAGUCUUUGCGUUUGGAGGACGGGUAUCAAAAUGCCUGUGGCUUCAGCUCACUCGGAUACAGCUAUGCAGCAGGUCCUGGACAACUUGAAUGACUUACCAAACUCUACUGGAGCCAAGGAUCUAGACUUACUCUUCCUGAGAGGAAUCAUGGAGAGCCCAAUUGUACGAUCACUAGCUAAGGCCCAUGAAAAAUUAGAAGACACAAAACUUGAGGCUGUACGUGAUAAUAACCUGGAGUUAGUGAAGGAGAUCAUUGACGAUAUCAACCCAAUUGCAAAGGAGAACGAUUCUGCAGCUGAACUCACUCGUAUUCUCCAGGAACCACAUUUUCAGUCCCUGUUGGAAGCUCACGAUACUGUUGCCUCCAAGAACUACGAAACUCCACCCCCAAGUCCAGAGUCUCUAAUGGACUCUACAUUCAACAAUCAGCCUGUUCCACCAGAUGCUGUCCGAAUGGUGGGGAUUCGCAAGGUUAAGGGUGAACAUUUGGGUGUAACGUUCAGGGUUGAAAAUAGUGAGCUGGUGAUUGCUCGCAUUCUCCAUGGAGGUAUGAUCGACCAGCAGGGUUUGCUUCAUGUGGGCGACAUUAUCAAAGAGGUGAAUGGGAAAGAGGUUGGAAAUGAUCCAAAAGUCCUGCAGGAAAUGCUGCAAAAUGCCAGUGGAAGUGUCAUCCUGAAGAUCCUGCCCAGCUAUCAGGAACCCCAUCCUCCACGACAGGUAUUUGUGAAGUGCCAUUUUGAGUAUGAGCCUACCAACGAUAACUUGAUUCCAUGUAAAGAAGCUGGCUUGAAGUUUACUUGUGGUGAUAUUCUGCAGAUUGUGAAUCAAGAAGACCUCAACUGGUGGCAGGCCUGUCAUGUGAAAGAGGGAGGGAGUGCAGGCCUUAUUCCCAGUCAGCUGUUGGAGGAGAAGAGGAAAGCAUUUGUGAAGCGAGACUGGGAUUUCUCCAGUUCUUCUGGUGCACUUUGUGGGAGCAUGGGCGGAAAAAGAAAGAAGAAAAUGAUGUAUCUCACCACCAAAAAUGCAGAAUUUGAUCGUCAUGAACUUCUAAUCUAUGAGGAAGUAGCAAAGAUGCCACCAUUUCAAAGGAAAACCCUGGUCCUUAUAGGAGCACAGGGUGUUGGGAGACGAAGCUUAAAAAACAGACUCAUAAUGUCUGACCCAAUGCGUUUUGGAACGACAAUUCCUUUCACCUCACGAAAGCCAAAGGAGGAUGAGAAUGAUGGUCAUAUUUACGCUUUUGUGUCCCGUUCUGAAAUGGAAAAUGACAUCAAAGGUGGGCGGUACCUGGAGCAUGGUGAAUAUGAAGGGAACCUUUAUGGGACAAAGAUUGAUUCCAUCCAUGAGGUAGUUGAAUGUGGAAAAAUAUGCAUCUUGGAUGCAAACCCACAGGCACUGAAGGUUCUGAGGACAUCUGAGUUCAUGCCUUAUGUGGUAUUCAUUGAAGCUCCAGAUUUGGAAACAUUACGGGCGAUGCACAAGGCAGCUAUUGAUGCAGGAAUUACAACAAAACAACUCACUGACACUGACCUGAAGAAAACAGUGGAUGAGAGCUCUCGUAUCCAGCGAGCAUACAGUCACUACUUUGAUCACACCAUUAUGAAUGACAACCUUGACAAGGCCUUCCAAAAACUUCAGGCUGCUAUGGAGAAACUCUGCACAGAGCCCCAGUGGGUGCCAGUGAGCUGGGUCUACUAACACUUUUCAAAGGGUGGAAGGAUAUGGUUUACACAGAGCACCGUUAAUUUUGCAGAAGAAGUCCUUUAGAAACCUCCAUUUGGACUGAUUAUAUUUGGGGCAGUAGUUCAUGGUUACAGCAGUUAAGUUAUGCAAAUCAGCAACGGAGGAUACCUAAAAAGUUUUUUUAAUGAAAGGAUGGAAAUCUCCAUCUACCAUUACUUUUGAUUUUUAUGAGCAAUACAGGGAUCAGGCAAAUGUAACCUUUUUCAGCAGUGUAGUCCAAAGGUCAUUGUCAAAUUUUGCUGGAUCCUAUAAGCCCUUUAAUUAUCAAAUAAAAUGACAAGGGAACCAAGAUUUCACUUAUUCAUUGCUGGAUUUCACCAGGGAAGUGAACAAAUUAUUCCUUCUUAAGGAAAUUACUAUGGGCACAUUUGAGUUGAAAUUCAAAACAGUCAUUCUCACUUAGGUUUCUGUUUGCAUUUGCAUUCUUAUAAAGAACUUCUCAAUGAUGAAAGUGACAACCUUUGAAUUUAAAGGUUAUCAGAAUUGUAACUUGAAACCAUUGCCCUUAAUUUCUAAAGAUCAUUUAAGAUAGAUUAAAAUUUAGUUCCAUUGUACAGAUUUGCCGCAAGAUAUUGAAAUUUUGGUCUUCACUCAAUGACAAAUGCAAUACAUAAUUAAAGCUAUGAAAGAUAUAACACUAUUGCUUUCAUUUGUUUGCAGUUUCAGAAGGCAGCAAACCAUUAUAAUUAUGAUAAUGUCUUGAUUAAAUAGUAGAAGACGAAUUGUCUAUAUUAAUACGUCCCUGUGUUAAUAUAGUAAACAUGGUUUCAUCCCGACCACUUUUGUGAGUCCGGUAAGUUGUUAAUGGAAUUGGAUGCAAAUAUAUUGUUCUGUAUUGGCUUUGGGAAUUUUUUUCCACAACUCUUAUUCUAUUGGACUUUUUCGGUCAGACUUGAGAUAAUAUUUACUAAUAACAAGGAUGUUCUACAGGACAUUAUCUCUUUUCAUUGGCUCACUUGAACUUUAUUUUUAAAAUUGGAUUCAAUUUUAAUUGAAACUUUCUAGGAUCAGUUUAGUUUGCCAGUAAAACAUAGACUUUUGUUACUGUUCUCUGUCCCAUUCAUUUUUAUUUAGCCUUUAAUAAAAAUUGGGUAUAAUUCAUAUCAUGUGGCUGGAAUACUAAUACUGAAAUAAUCAUUUUUUUAUUGCCAUUGCGCACGUCAGUUUCAAAGCUGUGUCAAUAUGGAUUCAAGCACUUCAGGUAUGAUUUGGUUAUCAACUUUUAAUUUUAGCAGGUUCUUGAGGUGCAAGUUAAAGCUUUUGCUUUCUGUUUCCCAGUAAAAUAAAGCUGAAAUGGAAUUGAGGCAUAAAAUUGACAACUGACAAAACCCAAGGCAAAACGUCUUUACUGGAAUUGACAUCCAGAAAUUUGCCCUCACAAAUAAUCCCCACACACAUAUUUAAAAAUAUAUAUUUUGAACAAAUUCUUAAUAUUAACAGAGCAUUUGUACUGUAUUACUGCCAUAGUCUUAUUUAAUAUUUUUACUAAUAUGGAGAUGUCCUACUUAUUUCACUGAAUUUAUUUAUAAGCAUCAAUCAGCUUGCAAUCACUACAUCAUUGUCAUGUGUUACUCUCUUUCAUACACACCAGUCAGUAAUCAGUAAACAAUUUCAGGAAUAAAGCCCCUCCAGUCAAUCAUUUUACUAGUAGGGUAAUAUGUGAGUACAACACAGAAAAUCCUAAUUGUACUUCCGUUUUUUUUCAUUGAAAUUUGGAAAGAAGUUCACUUUGUGGAUUAGUGAUUAAACUUAUGUAUAUGAAGGAUUGCAGAGAGUAUUACUAGAACUUAAAUAUCUAGACAUUCUUUGUAGAUUUUGUUUUGUACUAUAUUUCAAGUGCUAGCCAAUAGUAAAAAGAUAUUGCUUCCAGUAAAUAACAUUGGACCCAUCCGAUAUACUUGGUCAGUUAAUAUAUUGAAGAUCAUUUUUUAAAAUAAAUCCCUGGAAGGGAUUACUUUUAAAACAUUGUUUUUUAUUGUAUUUUUAACUUUGUAACAAAUUUUAAAAAUCUCUAUAUAUGUAAUGUGAAUUAUCAAUGUAAAAAAGACUCAAUUAUAGAUUUAAUUUGAAUGAAACAGAUGAAAUGGUAUACAAUUGCUGUAAAUGUAUGAUUGCUGUGGGCUGCAUUUAGCAAUUAUUAAUAAUUGUAUAGUUUUACAAAACAGAUGUUUUCUUUGGAAUUUUACAGAAUCCUCUUAACCUGAAUGAAAACUAUGCCCUGUGGUUUAAUAGAACUGUGAAAAUUUGUGGAUCAUUCUUAAACAAUAACAUAUGUAUCAGCAGUUUUACUUUGUAACUAGGGAGGACACCAAGAAAAACUAUGAGUUGCAAGGUCCCUUUGAGGUGGAGGCUAACUCAAAUCAUCCUAGGCAUGGUCAUUUUGCUUGUUGCUUUUUGACUGCCUUGGCCCUGGAGUGACAUUUGUUGAAUUGUUUAACCACACAUAUUCCAAUCCUUACAAGUCAUCAUGAUUCUCCACUAACCAAAUGAUCUGCAAUUGUCGUUUCUAAUCUUAUAUAUAUUCCUACACUUCUUAGAAGCAAAACAAAAUUUCCCAGAAUCUCCAGAACUGUUAAGCCGGGAGACAAGAGUUUGGUGUGAACAUAAACAUGAGAUUUCCUUUACGUACAAUUUUAAUGCCACAUUGUAAAUGCAUUCUUUAGAGUUUUGCUGUAAUAGGUGCAAGGUCAAAGUCUUCCACCAUAACCUAUAAUAUUAUGAAAAUGAAGCAAAAUCCUUUUGAACCCUUCCACUGCACGUAACAGUAGGCCCGUAUUUAAGACUUCAGUUUUUUUGAGAGACGUAAUUUGUUUCAUCCGACUCGUCAAGUUCAAUGGCGAAAACUAUGACUCCAGGGGAGCCCAGUAUCUCAAUGCACACCAAAGUUUGAAUACAAAUCACACUCUCCAUGCUCUUUCUGUCCCCCCAACUCUGACAUCAUGCAUUUUGUCACCGGCCUAUGCUGCAAUGAACUUCACCACCACCCCAGCCCUCUCCACCUUCUCUAACCCCAUUCUUUCCCUCUCCAUUGGAAACUCAUGGCCAAUUCCUAAGUCCCAGUCACCCUCUUCCUUUCACCUCUGAUUUCUGCUUAAAGAACCUGCAUACGGAUGAACUUUUAAAUCUAACUUCCUCCUACUGUUUUCUUCUUCAUCUGAGUAAUCAUUUCCUCAUACAUCAAUGGCAUACAUUUGUAUGAUUUCCUGUACAAGAUACACUAUAUGAAUUCAAAUUGUUGAGAAUUCUCUUAGGUGAAAGAUAAUAAAAUCAUUUUCUAUAUUCAUUCAAUUAUUUUAAAGCAUCCUUCUACUUGGUUGCCCUAUUCAGGUUGUCUACAGUUACUUUGAUAUAAAUUAAACAUAAAUGACUACAUUUCCAUUUGAAAUAUUUACUAUUUUGGUUUCAUAGUAAAGAUUUGAAGCUAUUUGUGUGAACAAAUCUCUGGAUUGUUCUUUUAGUGCACAGUGUAACCAUUAUAAUGAGACCAUAUUCCAAUUUGGAAGCCAUAGUAAGAACAAAAAAGUCAGUUCCUUAGAUUUGAUUAUAUGUUGUCAAUUGCACUGUAUAUACCCCUCAGUUAUCAAGUCAGCUCCUAACCUCUGCAUUAUGAGAAAAUUCAACCCCUUCAUCUGAGGUACUGUCGUAAUUAUUAUCUGUUGUUUACUCAUUCACAUUAAGGACGUCGGCAUAUAGAAGUAGACCUUUCAAACCUGUUCCACCAUUCAAAAGCAUAGUUUCAUCAUCUACCAUAAUGCUAUAUUCCUGAACAAUUAUAGAAAAUAGAAACGGGUGUAAAUCACUUGGCUCUUCGAAUCUGCUCCACCAUUCAAUAAUAUCAUGGUUAAUUUUUCAACUCAGUACCUGACUCUCAAAUUGUCCACAUGCCUUUUGAUGGUGUUAGUUGUAAGAACUAUACCUAAUUCUUGAAAGCAAUCAAUGUUUUGAUCUCAACCACUUUCUGUGGCAGAAAAUUCCUUAGGCUCAUCAUUCUAUGGGUGAUGACAUUUCUCUUCAUCUGAGUCCUAAACAACCUACCUCUUAUCCUUAUUCUGUCACCCCUGUUUCUGGACUCCCCAGUCAUUGGAAAGAUCAAUCCUGAACUCAUUCUGUCUAAUCCUGUUAGAAUUUUAUAGGUUUAUGCAAGAUCCCCCCCUUAUUCUAAAUGCCAGUGAGAAAAGCCCUUAUCGAUCCAGUUAUUCUUCAUAGUUCAGCUCUAUAAGCCCAUCCAUCAACCUGGUAAAUCUUCAAGCUGUCUCCAUAAGCAAAACAUCUUCCCUCAGGUUAGCAGCCAAAAACUGCACACAGUAGGUUAGAGAUAAUGGGAACUGCAGAUGCUGGAGAUUCCAAGAUAAUAAAAUGUG
This is a messenger RNA of Stegostoma tigrinum, 6392 nucleotides long. RefSeq names its product MAGUK p55 scaffold protein 2b (gene mpp2b). Lineage: Eukaryota; Metazoa; Chordata; Chondrichthyes; Orectolobiformes; Stegostomatidae. Gene Ontology annotation, molecular function: protein binding. The transcript is spliced from 14 exons. The record is from RefSeq and is a predicted model, not a curated record. Gene Ontology annotation, cellular component: plasma membrane; cell-cell junction. Bases 319 to 1986 code for a protein of 555 amino acids.